UCAAAAAAGAAGAAAAAAAAAAAAGCUGCGACCCUGCGACGUCUGCCUUUGGGAGAAGAACCUGCCGGAGGCUUCCUCGUCUCCGAGCUCCGGCCGGCGAGAAGCCGAGGGAAGUCCAAUCAGUGUUGGAAUUUGAGAUCCUAUACCAUGGCUUCUUUGCUCUGUUCACAGAUAAAAUUGAACAAAGCAUAUGUUAGGAGGCAGGUUCAUGAGAACAGAUUACCCAGAUCUCUUUGUUGGAGCCCAUUGCAAUCAGGCCAUUUUAAAAAUCUUGCACUGCGAUGCACGAAGAAUUUGCCUUGGGAGGCUUCUCUCCCAUAUGCUUCCUCAGAGGACAGUGCCAGCAUUAUCAUGGGAACAAAUGUUGUUGAAGCUAUCGAUACAGAAGAAGCUCCAGAAAUUCCAAUCCUCCAGAGUGAACAGGAUGUUGUGGAGGUGAGAAAUGAACAGGAUGUUGUGGAGGUGAGAAAUGAACCAUCUGGGCAGCUAACAGCAUUUAAACUGCCUAUGUGGCUGUUAGGGCCUUCGGUUCUGUUGGUUACGGGUAUAGUUCCAACUUUGUGGCUGCCAUUACCUUCAGUGUUCCUCGGUCCUAACAUUGCCGGCUUUCUUUCUCUAGUGGGACUAGACUGCAUCUUUAACAUGGGAGCAAUGCUGUUUUUCCUUAUGGCCGAUGCAUGUGGGCGCCCAGAGAACAAUUCGUUUGACCUGACAAGGAAGAUCCCAACUACUUACAGGCUGUGGAAUCUGGUGGCCAGCGUAAUAGGCUUUGCUGCUCCUUUGGCCCUGCUAUUUGCAUCCAGUCGGGGUACUCUGCAGCCACAGAUAGCGUUCAUUCCGUUCUUAGUGCUGCUUGGACCAUAUCUUUUACUCCUUUCAGUGCAGAUGCUGACUGAGAUGCUUACAUGGCACUGGAAAUCGCCUGUUUGGUUGGUAGCGCCUGUUGUCUAUGAGGGUUAUCGUGUGCUACAGCUGAUGAGGGGCCUUCAGUUGGCCAACGAGAUCACUGCGCCUGGGUGGAUGGUGCAGAGCCUCCGUGGCUUGGUGACCUGGUGGGUGCUGGUCCUUGGGAUUCAAUUGAUGCGUGUUGCUUGGUUUGCUGGACUCAAUUUUGCAAGCCGUCCAAGUUAUGUAUCCAGUGAUGAUGCAAACAAGUAGGUUCGUCUGGGUUACUCAUCUUGCUUGCAAACAUGCAUGAUUUUGGGCAGAUCGUAUACACGGACAAGGGUCAGACUGCUAGAAAACUGUCAGUAGUAGUGUAACUACUGUUGUACAUACGAAAAGAUCACUGUACUUAGCACACUAGAAUGUCCAUGUGUAGGAAAUACUUUACUUGAAUAAAUAAUAUACUCCAAGCUGUUGUUACC
Messenger RNA from Lolium rigidum, 1367 nucleotides. RefSeq lists its product as uncharacterized. The record is from RefSeq and is a predicted model, not a curated record. Lineage: Eukaryota; Viridiplantae; Streptophyta; Magnoliopsida; Poales; Poaceae. The transcript has 2 exons. The coding region runs from base 148 to 1158 and encodes 336 amino acids.